This is a messenger RNA of Pestalotiopsis fici W106-1, 1599 nucleotides long. RefSeq lists its product as uncharacterized. Bases 1 to 1599 code for a protein of 532 amino acids. Lineage: Eukaryota; Fungi; Ascomycota; Sordariomycetes; Amphisphaeriales; Sporocadaceae. The transcript has 5 exons. The record is from RefSeq and is a predicted model, not a curated record.
AUGGCGAGAUUUCUACCGCUUGCACUCCUUGCAGUUCCUACUGUUUUUGGUCUGGACUGCUCGGAAGAGUUCAUAUCGUCAGCCGUUGCAUUCAAUGAGAAUGCCACUGUGAACUAUGUCUACACUGUAGCCGAGGGUGCAUCUUUUGGCAUUCCGUCAUUGGCCUUCCCCGACAAUGCUACGAACCUCCCCGCAGUCUGCGCUGUCGGUAUCAAUGUCAAGUCUUCUCAGAACUCGUCUUACAACUUUGGACUCUUCCUCCCCGAUACGACAUGGAACCAAAGGUUCUUGGCCACCGGAAACGGUGGUUACGGCGGCGGUAUUAAUUGGCCAGAUAUGGGCAUAUUCUCGCAUUAUGGCUUUGCCACCAUGUCUACAGACACUGGCCACAAUGCAUCAGCCAUCGACACUGGAGCGUGGGGACUGAACCAGCCAGAAUCCCUAAUCGACUGGGGAUAUCGGGCGAUGCACGGGUCUGUCGAAUUGGCGAAGCAUAUUGUUAGUGAAUACUACGCUCCGCCAACAGGUAUUCAAUACUCGUACUAUGCAAGUUGCUCAACUGGCGGGCGCCAAGGGCUGAGGGAAGCCCAACUUUACCCGCAAGACUUUGACGGUAUCUCUGUUGGCGCUCCUGCAUGGUGGUCGCCUCAUUUGGCUGCGCAGACCUUGAGAUCUGGUCUUCUCGACUACCCAACCAAUUCUAGCAAAUACGUCGAUCCCUCUCUGUUCCCUGUGAUUGUUGCGGAGAUGGAAAAACAGUGCGACCCCCAAGACGGCGUUACGGACGGUAUAAUCUCUGAUCCUUUUGGGUGCAACUUCGACUACCAGGCGCUCCUUUGCACAGCUGGGAACGAAACCGGCUGUCUGAGCGAAGAUCAGCUUGAGAACGUGUAUGCCUUUUACAAUGAUUGGACCACGGAGAAUGGCACGCUCAUCUUUCCGGGAGCGACGCUUGGAACAGACGCCAGCGCCUUGAUGGGCAGCAUACUCCCUCUCGGAUAUGGUUACUACCAGAAUUGGGUGUACAACGAUACGACGUGGGACUACACUCAGUUCUCCUAUGCAGACGUUCAAUUGGCCGACCAGAUUGACCCUGGUAAUGCGACCGCAGAUGCAUUUGACAUGACCCCGUUUAUGCACCGAGGAGGAAAAGUCAUGAUGUAUCAUGGCGGAGCCGAUCUUCUCAUUCCCACGGGAAGCAGCAAGGUAUUUUACGACAAGGUUUCCGAUACCCUUGUUCCCAAGGGCGUGAACCUGGACGAUUUCUAUCGAUUCUUCCUCAUCCCCGGUAUGAGCCACUGCUCGGGCUCCGACUCUGCCCCUUGGUACAUCGCUGGUGGAAGCCAGAGUCUCGACAACGUAACCCACUCCGUCCCCGGUUAUGAAGACGCUGAUCACGAUAUCAUCCUGGCGUUGAUGAAUUGGGUUGAGCACGGGACGGCUCCAGACAAGCUGAUCGCCACCAAGUACGUAAAUGACACCGCCUCUCUUGGUGUCCAGAGUCAACGACCACUCUGCGUUUAUCCCAAGCAAGCCAAAUACACGGGAUCCGGCGACGUGGACGCUCCAGAGAACUGGGAAUGCCAAAAUCUUGACUAG